GAGGAGCGAUUUGGUUGGGGACCCACUUCCGACCGUUGUUAGACUUUUAACUGACUUCCCUGGCUCUGCCUGCUCCCCAGGUAUCUGCCCCUUUCCCUAAGGGAGCCGAGGAGGCUUGGUAAUGGCAGCUGUGUUCCCGAUACUGGCCAAGUCCCAGGAAACAGUGAUGUUUGACGAUGUGGCUGUAUAUUUCACAAGGAAGGAGUGGAUGUGCCUGGACUCUCCUCAGAGGGCCCUCUACAGGGAUGUCAUGCUGGAGAAUUAUGGGAACCUGGUCUGCCUGGCAGGAUUUCCAGUCUCCAAACCAGACCUGAUUUUCCAACUGGAACAAGGAGAAGAGCCAUGGGACCUGGAGCUGCAGGGUACUGAGGAAAGAGAGGACACUUGGGAAAGCUUGGAAAGAGUGAAUUAACAGUUAAAAAGAGAUGUCCAGAACACCGAAGGAUUGUGAAGUGCCUACCACGCCAUAGCUACCAUUUCUCCUCACCUUCUUCUAGAACUUGUUCUGCAUGGCCCUGGAGGGCAGAAUUUUGAGUUACAGAAAGAAGUUCAAAUUUCAGCUCAAGUGAAAACUUCAGAAUGGUCAGGGUCUUUCAAAUGUGUAACACCGUAGCUUGGUAGGUAAUGAGUUUCCCUUUGCUCAAGGUUUCCAAGAGGAAGUUAGAGGCCUGCUUGUUGGAGAUAGUAUGAUUGAUAGUUCUUAUUCAGGUAUAGGCUGGAGAAAAUGUUCUCUGAGGUCCUUUCCAACUCGCAUAUUUUUCUGGUUCUCCAAAACUCCUGAAUCUUUUUCUUAGUUGUGUUAUUUUAUAGGGAGCUUCAUUGGACUUUCUAGGCAGGGCAUAUAGGCAUGAUUAAGGUGGGGAGAGUGAAGGGAAAUGCAGCUCCGUGGCAGAAAUAUGGAACUCAGUUCAGGGCUCCUUUCUACCUUCUUUCUUCCCUUCAUCUCCCCCUGAGGGGUAGCAGAACCUAUUUAGGAAGAAAAGCCACAGGUUCCUAGCUUGUUAGUGAAGCUCUCCUAUAUUAGUGGUCAUCCAGUCAAACCAUUUACUUUACAAAUGGGAAGCUAAGGGCUGAGGGAAAACACUGGCUGAAAUGUCAUCGCUCUGAACAUGUCCAAAAUAUACCUGCUUGAAGAGCUUCCAUUUUCCAGGUAAAGUAAGCAGGGCCAACCUCAGCAAAAGCAUGAAGGGUAACUCCUAUCUCUCUUAUACUUUAAGGAACACCCAGUGUAGUCCUUUACAGCUCUGUAAAACAAG
Phascolarctos cinereus (koala) is the source of this 1256-nucleotide messenger RNA. RefSeq names its product zinc finger protein 2-like. Gene Ontology annotation, biological process: regulation of DNA-templated transcription. The record is from RefSeq and is a predicted model, not a curated record. NCBI's taxonomy places the organism in Eukaryota, Metazoa, Chordata, Mammalia, Diprotodontia, Phascolarctidae.